Messenger RNA from Malassezia vespertilionis, 2274 nucleotides. RefSeq lists its product as uncharacterized. The record is from RefSeq and is a predicted model, not a curated record. The transcript is spliced from 2 exons. Gene Ontology annotation, biological process: regulation of transcription by RNA polymerase II. The coding region runs from base 1 to 2274 and encodes 757 amino acids. NCBI's taxonomy places the organism in Eukaryota, Fungi, Basidiomycota, Malasseziomycetes, Malasseziales, Malasseziaceae. Gene Ontology annotation, molecular function: transcription coregulator activity. Gene Ontology annotation, cellular component: mediator complex.
AUGGCCCUGCAGCUUGUUCGCAGUCCCAUGCACACAGAUAUCACCAAUCCCGCUGCCCCUGCGCUGUUUGUGCGACUCGUUGCAGAUGCAGGAACAUACUUUGAAAAACUCCCUGAAAAGCUCCAUUCACUGCAGGAAGAAGUGGAUGUGCUAGCAUCACGAGAUGCAUCCGUGUGGGUACCCGUGCAGCACGCAUUAUCUGCCUUGCGUACGCCGACAGAGACCUUUGCCUCGCCGCGACCUGUGCCUCGUACGCAGGCACAUGAUGUAUGGGAUGGACGAGCAGCUUAUACGUAUACACUUGCAAUAGCAAGUGCAGUACAGCAGCUCCACGCAGGAGAGGGGGGGCGACCCAUGAUCCCACCCGUGCCAGAGCCCGAGCCCGAGACAAUUUUGCUAGUGCACGCGCUUGCGGGCGGCACACUACCUUGGGACAGUAAAUGUGCGAUAACACAUGCGCUCUUGGAAACGCGCCUAGCCUACGCAAAUUCUGAUCUUGGUGAUGUACGCCUUGCUUUUUAUGCAGAGCUCCUCGUUGCGAUGGCGCACGCCGCUUGCAUAUGCUUACAAGCCGACACCGAGACGGGCUCCGCCUGGCGUGCCAUUAUCGGCGGUGUACUUCCUCCUCUUUUCCUGUACCUUGAGCGGCUCUACGCAUCUGUCCAGCCGGUGCAGCUCACACUCGAGGGUGUGAUUACAGCGUUCAUCGAGCUUCACCCGCCGGUCGCGCACUGGGCCGAGCUGGAGCGGGUGCAGGGCCCUAUGCUGCGCGAGCAUAUAAUACAGUGCAUGGACGCAUACGGCCUUUUGGCAAUAGAACACAGCGCAUGGGCCGCUCAGCAGGGACCAGUAAAGCCAGACGAUAUCGUGCACGGCGCGAGCACCGACGUGCUUCAGUAUAUGCAGCGGGUGGAAACACAAAUUGAAGCACGGGGAGCACUCGCACCGCUUGCUGUACAAGCCUCGACAGAUCCCACUCGCCAAUUGUGCUUUGCACACGUAAUUACAAAAAAGCUUUUGGCGUGGGCCGCCGGCGGAGCCGAGAUGGAACGUGUUGCAGCGCUCUGCGACGCACUUGCUCAGCGCGGCGUUUGCGAUGCGUUGCUACUCUACUGUACUCGUGGGAUGCUGACUAGGACAUUGCUUCUUAUUAUCGAGCAGCUGAACGAAUCGCAAUGGCAGGAUGGCGUCGCACUGGAGUGGAUCGCCGACGUGCUUUUGCUUACACAGCGGCUAGCAAAAGGCGACAUGGCGGCGUGUCUUGCCGCAGCGCCGCAAUCGAUGCGGCUUUUUUUGCUGCACGACAAAACGCCUGUCGUAGUUGGCGGAGCACUCUGCGACUCGAGCGGAGCACUUCUGGAGCGCUGGUGUGCCGCACUGGUCGGUUCCGAUGGAGUCUCGGACGAGCUGUUGCAGGCUUCUUCGCCGAAGACAAUGUACCAAUUGGCGCCCGCGAUAACCUACCUGCUCAUCGAGGCGCACGCAUUGAAAUUGAUUGAUAAGAGCGCGCUUCACUCGGCACUCUCGUAUUUUUUGCAGGCACCUCUGCGGUAUACCCUCCCUUGCAUCCUAUUUUGGCUUAUGCAGCAAGUUCGCCGCUCACUGGCCACGGCGGUGUACCUACAACUCGCUGACGUGCAUCUGGAAAUGCUGCUGGCACUGUUUCGCGCUGCAUCAUUCCCGGAUACGGUUCGCACGAUUCUACGUGAGCCUAUGCUUGAUCUACUGCAACACGAACGCAUUGCAUCGCAUCCUGACGCAGCACCAAUCCAUGCGCAGUUAGAGCAGGCAGCGCUGCCGCGCCCGAUAGUAUGGCCUUGCGGCGCCCUGGAAAAGGCAAUUGCUUUUAACGCACAGUACGAGCGCCAUGCAGCCGAUGCUGCAUUGGUGUACACUGGCGACUUGGGAAAUAGGACGUACUUGGCACUGGCGGCGAUCCAGCACAUGGAUACGAAAUCUACGCGACUACUUGCGGCAGUGCUAGCCAUGGCGUUGCCGCAGCCGCCGUUACAGUGGAGCACAUCUCAUCUCGCUAUCCUCAUUGUACGUGCUUGGAAUACUGCUGCCGCGACGCACAAAGAGAUCCAAAACAUGGCGCACGUCAUGGUGGCCAGCGCUGUCUUGGCAUGGCAGAUGCGCGACGGAGUCGCAGCUGUGCAGCUACUGGCCGAAACACUAGCUAAUAUUGCUGACCACUCCCCCCCUUCCGUACAACGUGAGAUUCGCGUGGAAUUGUGCGCGCCAUUGUACAAAGUAGCUGGCACUGGUCCGUAG